UUACCCAAACCAAUUAUUAAAAUGCACAGAGCUAGAGUUAAUCUUUUCGCUGCACUCUGCUGCCUGGCAGUCCUGGCGCCGCCGUGCCUGUCCGCUGCCGUUAAGGCCAAGGACUGGUGGGAGACGGCGCAGUUCUAUCAGAUCUAUCCACGCUCGUUUAUGGACUCGGAUGGAGAUGGCAUUGGCGAUCUGAAUGGCAUCACCAGCAAGCUGGAAUACCUCAAGGAUCUGGGCGUAACGGCCGCCUGGCUGUCGCCCAUCUUUACCUCGCCCAUGGUGGACUUUGGCUACGACAUUUCCGACUUUUACGACAUUCAGCCGGAGUAUGGAACACUCGAGGAUUUCCGUGCUUUGAUCAAGAAAGCGAAUGAAUUGGAUCUGAAGAUCAUUCUGGACUUUGUGCCCAAUCAUUCGAGUGAUGAGAACGAAUGGUUCAAGAAGUCAGUGAAGCGGGAGCGAGGCUACGAGGACUACUACGUGUGGCACGAUGGCAAGGUGAAUGCCACAACGGGCGAGCGUGAGCCACCGUCCAACUGGCUGCAGGCCUUCCGCGGCAGUGCCUGGGAGUGGAACGAUGUGAGGCAGCAGUAUUACCUCCAUCAGUUUGCGGUGCAACAAGCCGAUCUCAACUACCGCAAUCCGCUUGUCGUGGAGCAGAUGAAGCGUGUGCUGCGCUACUGGCUGGACCUGGGGGUCGCUGGCUUCCGCUGUGACGCUGUGCCGGUGCUCUUUGAGAUUGAAACGGAUGCCAACGGACAGUAUGCGGACGAGGAGGUGAGUGGCCUGACGGACGAUGUGGAUGCGCGCAACUACCUGAAGAGCGACCUCAUCGAGAACCGUGUGGAGACCAUUGACAUGGCGUACCAGUGGCGUGUCGUGAUGGACGACUAUCAGCGCAUUCACGGCGGCGAUACGAGGGUGCUGCUGAUCGAAACCUACGCCCCGCCCGCCUACACCAUGCAGUUCUAUGGCAAUCGGUCCGUGGAGGGCGCCCAUCUGCCCUUCAACUUCAAUCUGAUCACGGUGCCCGCCAGCGAUGGCGUCUCCGCGGGCUCCAUCAAGACGGCGGUGGACAACUGGAUGAAGAAUCUUCCCUCAGGUCGCACGGCCAAUUGGGUGAUUGGCAAUCACGAUCAGCGGCGGGCGGCCAGUCGCUAUGGAACGGCCAAUGCGGACGCCAUGAACAUGCUGGUGAUGAUCCUGCCGGGUGCCAGCGUCACCUACCAGGGCGAGGAGCUGGCCAUGACCGAUGGCGAAAUCAGCUGGGCGGACACACAGGAUCCAGCGGCCUGCAACUCCAACGCGGACGUGUACGAGCAGUUCACACGCGAUCCCUCCCGCACGCCCUUCCACUGGACGAGCGGCACCAAUGCGGGUUUUUCCACGGCCGCAAAGACGUGGCUGCCCCUGGCCACCGACUUUGCCAGUGUCAAUGUGGAGACGCAGUCCUCGGCGGAGCGUUCACAUCUGAAGAUCUACAAGUCGCUGGUGGCGCUCAGGAAAUCCUCGACAACACUGCAGAAGGGAUCCACAAAGUAUGGAGUGCUCAAGGAGAAUGUUUUCGUGGUGAAACGCCACCUCUCUGGCUCCGAGUCCAUUGUUUAUGUGGCCAAUUUGGCCAGCAAAGGCAUCACCGUGGAUCUCUACGAGUUCGAUAAGACGCUGCCAACGCAUCUGAAUCUGCUCAUACGCAGCCUGCAGUCAUCCAAGAAGGAGAACGCUUUGUUCGAGGUGUAUGAACUGAGUCUGGCUGCUGGCGAGUCCUUGGUGCUGAGCACCAUAUGAAGCUGAAACUGUAGCAACUUUCAGGCUUUUCCGGGUUCGAUUAUCGCCCUCACUUCACAAAAUACUUUUAUCUUUUGACUCAAAGCAAAUACGCCGCGGCGGCUUGCAUAAAUAAAGCAAAAACAAACCACUCAACCACA
This is a messenger RNA of Drosophila subobscura, 1925 nucleotides long. RefSeq names its product maltase A1. NCBI's taxonomy places the organism in Eukaryota, Metazoa, Arthropoda, Insecta, Diptera, Drosophilidae. The transcript has 3 exons. Bases 22 to 1785 code for a protein of 587 amino acids. The record is from RefSeq and is a predicted model, not a curated record. Gene Ontology annotation, biological process: carbohydrate metabolic process.